AUGAGUUCAGUGCCAGGUAACGUAAAUAGGUCCGAAGAGCAGCGGAAACGUCCCACUUUACAGAAUAUUGCAACCAAAGAGAAACCAAAAGAAAUACACACUCGGAAAUCCGAUGUACUAGAAAUAGCUGUAACAGCGAUGUCUAAGGCCAAUAGAUUAUAUCAGGACGCUAAGUUGCAGCUAGAGCAGUCUGGAAACUUAAAGACUUCCAUAAAAGAGACGGUGGUAAAUAACCUUUCUGAACUCUUUGGAAUCGUAUUACAGUUAAACGAAGAAAGGCAGACUCUACUCCUACAAUUGGAGAAAGCUCGUAUACAACUUAAAGACGAUCUACUUAGGCAAGAAAAACAGUAUGUAGAGAGCCUUAGAGCACUAAUGGAUCAGGGUAGUAUAAGAGAUAUUCAGUCUGCUCUCACCGAAACAGUGAGUGAUAUGAGAACCCUAACGGACUCAUUGAAGCACACGAUGGGCAAUGACACCUUAUUGGAUAAACAUACUUUUAUGGGCAAAUCGGAGGAUACCAGAAGGGAACUGAUGGAAAUAAAAGAAGAAUUAUCAUCCCUAAAAGACCAAAUGGGUGGACUUCGAGAGUCUUUAGUUAUAAGCGAAACAAAUGAACCCACAUAUGCCAGCAUAGCUGGUCGACCUAAGGCCAAAAUAAACAGUAAAAUGAUGGCUCCAAUGCACUCAGUUCUGUUUGCUGAUUUAAUUACAUACCCCUUUACUUACGGUCUUUUUGACGCUACACGGACACAUAACUCCAAAACGCUUGGAAUUAGAACACCAACCAAAUCGACACGGACUGAAAAGUCACCUCCUAAAACAGGAAGUGAAACUUCAAAAGUAAGACGUAGCAUAGAUGACUGGGAAGCUAACAUUGAUUCCACCCCAUCCAUGACUAGCACGACGAUGCAGGCGGGUACUGCUAAAACAAAACAAACGGUAUCGGCGUCACAAAACAGUAAAAUUACGCAUAAAGUGUCUGUACAAGUACACACUCCGCCAAAGCAGCAAUAUGAAAAUCGAACAAUGGAAGCAAAGGCUUGUUUAACAAAAGGCAAGCUCCAUUUGAAUGCCUCUCGAAAUACAAAAACAGAGAUAAAAAAUAGCAUUAUAGAAGCACUAGAUCGGUUAUAUCAGCUUGUUAAAGAAGCUGAAAUAGAGCUAAAGGCGAAAAAGUCAAAAGGAGAAAAGGAAAAGAGUGAAAAGGUGGAGCUGGAAACUGCAAUCAUUGAUUCUACCUUCUCAGUCGUGGAUUCAGACCUAAAAACAAGGAUUGAAGAGCACGCAAUAUUGCUGUUAGAAACAAAUAAUAAGAUGGAAGAGUUGAAAGAAUCGAUGGAAAAGCAAAGAGGAACCCUAGAGCGAGUGACAAAUAAUUCGAAGUGCUCAUCAAAGAACAAAGUACAGUCCAGUACAGAGUCACAAAAUUCGACGAGUGGAAGCUGUGCAGAUACCUUAGAUCUAGUAUCACAGUGCAUUUUAGCUGCAAAACUCACGCAUCGGCUCGACUAUGAAUGUGGAGUAACCGAACGAAAUAAAGCAAUUGCGCCGCCACGGCCAACCGUUGAUUACCGGCUUGGCGCUGACCAUGAAACGGAGCGCGCUACUGACGGUCGCGAUUACAUCGUACUACCUCCACACCCCACAGCUGCAACAGAUUUCAAUAUUCAAAGGCGAACUAAUACGGCUUACGGUGAUUUUGAUCUCGCCAUAAGUUGUGAUAUUAACAGAGUUCCUCACGUGGACACUUCUGCACGUCGUUCACGUAUUUUACUUGAAAUCAAUCGGAUUUAUGAUAUUAUUUCAUCCUCUUCUCAUUGCGUAUCUACUCCAAGAAAUUAUGUCUCCAAACUCUUACAAUGUACGCCUACUAAUAACCAGCUUCAAUCUCGAUAUAAAAGCAGUUUAAGUAAGAAAAUUGAUAAGAAAAAAAAAUUAAAUAAAAUGUUCAGUGAAAAAAAUGAACUAAAAGAAGCAGCAAGAGGUAGAAUUAUACUGGAAGAGCAAAGAGAAACAGAGAGUGGAAGCCUAAAACUCCCUGUGCCAGCUGGCACGCACGCUGUACGGGUUCAAGUGACUCUGCAUUCAGAUCCGGUUUCGUGGCCCAAAAAACCCGUCCAAACCAUAGCACCUGAUCAACCAGAAAAACCUGAACAACCCACAGUACCUGAUCAACCCAAAAAACCUGAACAACCCACAGUACCUGAUCAACCCGAAAAACAUGAUCCACCCAAAAGAUGGUUAAAACCUCCUAAACCCCAAAAACCUAAAAUUUAUUGGGACAAUAGAAAAGACUGA
Parnassius apollo (apollo) is the source of this 2301-nucleotide messenger RNA. Lineage: Eukaryota; Metazoa; Arthropoda; Insecta; Lepidoptera; Papilionidae. The record is from the annotation of a GenBank genome assembly.